Nanorana parkeri is the source of this 1071-nucleotide messenger RNA. Its product is annotated as gap junction delta-2 protein-like. Bases 1 to 1071 code for a protein of 356 amino acids. The record is from RefSeq and is a predicted model, not a curated record. The transcript has a single exon. Gene Ontology annotation, cellular component: connexin complex. Lineage: Eukaryota; Metazoa; Chordata; Amphibia; Anura; Dicroglossidae. Gene Ontology annotation, biological process: cell communication.
AUGGGAGACUGGUCUAUCUUGGGACGUCUACUAACAGAGGUCCAAAACCAUUCAACUGUAAUUGGAAAAAUAUGGCUGACAAUGCUCCUGAUAUUCCGAAUCCUCUUGGUAACACUGGUGGGAGAUGCCAUGUAUGGUGAUGAACAGUCUAAAUUCACUUGCAAUACCCUUCAACCGGGCUGCAAUAAUGUCUGUUAUGAUAGUUUUGCACCGGUCUCACAUCUUAGAUUUUGGAUCUUUCAGAUUGUCCUAGUAUCAACCCCUUCCAUUUUUUACAUCAUCUAUGUCCUGCACAAGAUUGCUAAAGAUGAGAAGACUGAACUAGAAAGGGCCUACAUCAUGGAACUUCUUCAAAGUUUAUCCAUUGGCGAACAUUUCCUGAAAAAGAGCAAAAGUCCAGAUGCUGAUGAGCAGGUGGAGGUUAAAGAGAUAACCAAAAAAGGAGAGAGGUUCAAGCCAAAGUUUGCGAAUGAUCCUGUCCGGGGUCCCAUUCCGGUGUUUGACAAGAUGCACGUAAUUUACAUUGUCCACGUGGUGCUCAGGUCGAUCAUGGAAGUGGUGUUCCUAGUUGGUCAAUACUACCUUUACGGCUUUGAAGUACCUCAUCUUUUCCAGUGUCACACCUACCCUUGUCCCACCACAACAGACUGUUUUGUCUCCAGAGCUACUGAGAAGACAGUCUUUCUUAACUUUAUGUUUGGAGUUGGUCUUGGUUGCUUUAUUUUGAACAUUGUGGAGCUGCAUUACCUGGGGUGGUUCUAUGUAUUUAGAAUUUUAGCAGUUGCUUGCAAUACUUGUUGUGAAUUCAAGAGCAGAAAGAAAAAGAGGCCCAUGGUAUUGCAUCCUGAGCAGAAUAGUCUACUUAUACAUCUGAAGGACACCAUACAAGAACGAUUUGUCCUGAAGACCUCAGCAAGCCUUUCCACAGAGAAAAUUGGCUGUUUACCUUCCCCACCAGUAAACACGAUUUCCUUCACAAAUGAUGACACUGAUACUACCGCAAGGAGGAGCCCAGAUAUUAAACACAGUAAUAUAGGCAAAAUAGCCAAGGGCAAGAAAUCAUGGCUUUAG